Messenger RNA from Cyprinodon tularosa, 1463 nucleotides. It is a transcript of the gene snrnp27, whose product is annotated as small nuclear ribonucleoprotein 27 (U4/U6.U5). The record is from RefSeq and is a predicted model, not a curated record. Gene Ontology annotation, cellular component: precatalytic spliceosome. The transcript is spliced from 7 exons. Bases 185 to 670 code for a protein of 161 amino acids. Gene Ontology annotation, biological process: RNA splicing. NCBI's taxonomy places the organism in Eukaryota, Metazoa, Chordata, Actinopteri, Cyprinodontiformes, Cyprinodontidae.
GGGGGCGCUCUGUUCAUAGGGAGCUACAGGAAAUUUGUGUAGAGCAACCAAUCAUUGAUUAACAAAGGAGAACCUGGCACAGAGCUUUCGGUAGAUUCAAGCUAAUUGCGUUCUGUUCUUACUUUAUUUAAUACUGCUGUGCAGUUCCUGUUCAUAGGAAAGGCUCUUUUAAUUAGUUUGAAGAAUGGGUAGGAGCAGGAGCCGAACUCCGCCGAGACGAGAGAGAAGACGGUCCCGCUCUACGUCACGGGAACACGAGCGCAGGCGAAGAGACAGGGAGCGCUCUCGCUCUAGGGACAGGGACAGAGACCGCCGCAGAUCUCGUUCACGCUCACCACACCGAAGGCGCUCCAGGACCCCUCCCAGGUGCCACCGCUCCUCCUCCCUCUCUCCUGGAAGGCAGAAGGACAGACGUGAUGAUGAGCGGAAAGAGGGGAAGGAUAAAGCCGGGAAGCCUAUUCAGAUCUCAGCGGAGGAUAUGGAAGGCAAAACGGAGGAGGAAAUUGAGAUGAUGAAAUUGAUGGGAUUUGGUUCUUUUGAUUCAACCAAGGGGAAGAAAACGGAUGGAUCAGUUAAUGCAUAUGCAGUCAACGUUACCAUGAAGAGGAAAUACAGGCAGUACAUGAACAGAAAAGGAGGAUUUAACAGACCACUGGACUUCAUCGCUUAAAGGUGUCAACAGCUUGUCUUUAACAAGCAGUUUUUUCCCCCCUGAAGAGGACAAGGACAAUAUAGAUCUAUCUCCUAUUAAAUUUAUGUUAUUAUACAGCUUUUUUGUUUUUUGCUUUUACUGACCAUAUGUUGUAAAUAGUUAUACCUCCAGUCCUUCUCAGUUCAGAGCAGAUGUGGUAAUGGAGUAUUUUGUUGUGGAAAUUUGUUCUGUAUUCUUAAUAAAUUUUAAAAUGUUGACUAUCUGUAAAAGUAUUUUUUUUAGUCAUCUAAAGCUUUAUUCUUAAAUACAUCCUUAAACCUUUCUUCCCUUGCUUGUUUCUUCAUUUAUCUAAAUCCAGGUCCCUAUACUCUCAUUGAUUGUUUGGUUUAGCUUACUUGCUAACUUUGCUCUUACGUUUUCUCACAAUGAGUGACCCCUAAUAAUCCAGCCGUUGUUCUGUUUAAUGUAGCUUUAAGUAGUUCUUCAAUUCCAGAUUUAAAUAAACUUAAAUAUACCUAAAAAAUAAAAAUUGGCGUAAGCUAUUUUUUUGUUCUGUUAGACACUGCUGCAUAAAUGUAAGAUAGCAGAUAAAAAGCCUGAUGAUAUACCGUCAUAGUUUAGAGGAGCUACUAGUAUGUGCUAUUUUUCAUGUAUUUGUAUCGGACUGUCAGACUAACUUGUUGGGGAUUUCACUCCUAAUAUUCUAACAGUUUGUGAAACCAGUAGACUCUGAAUUUACAGUUAUAUCGCAUCGGACUUUCAUAAAGCUUGGUGUAAGUUAUAAACGGAAAAAUAAAUAUCCAACACUCAA